This is a messenger RNA of Lactuca saligna, 2178 nucleotides long. The record is from the annotation of a GenBank genome assembly. NCBI's taxonomy places the organism in Eukaryota, Viridiplantae, Streptophyta, Magnoliopsida, Asterales, Asteraceae.
AUGGAGUCCUUCUUGGAGGAGUUUCAACAUCUUAAAAUCCAACUAGAAGAGAUAAAGUCAGCUACCAACAACUUUCAUAAUAGCAACAUUAUCGGUAAAGGUGGAUUUGGGGAGGUGUUCAAAGGAUUAUACUCUCACUCUAAGGGGCGACAGAUAGUUGCUUUUAAGCGUCUAGAUCGUAGACUUGGGCAAGGAGAUCCAGAGUUCUUGAAAGAGAUUCUGAUGCUUUCCCGUUAUACACAUGAAAACCUCAUCUCUCUCUUGGGAUUUUGCAACGAGGAUGGUGAGAAAAUCCUUGUGUAUGAACACGCAUCCAAUGGAAGCCUUGAUCGCCAUUUAAGUAGCCAUACUCUCACAUGGAGGCAACGUCUCAAGAUAUGCCUUGGAGCUGCAAGAGGAUUGUGCUACCUACAUGAACCCAAACAGACACAUCAACGAGUUAUCCAUCGAGAUAUAAAAAGUUCCAACAUUCUCCUUGAUGAGAACUGGAACGCUAAAAUAUCUGACAUGGGACUCUCGAAAAUUGGACCCGCUAAUCAAAAGCACACCUUUCUUGCCACCAAUGUUGUAGGAACCCCUGGGUAUAUAGAUCCGCUAUAUAUGCAUACAUAUUCUCUAACGAAAGAGUCUGACGUAUACUCUUUUGGAGUAGUCUUAUUUGAAGUCCUGUCUGGGAGACUAUCCUUUUAUUAUAACAAUGGUAGUUUUGUGAGCUUUGUGAAAAGGUGGAAACAAAGCUACAUGCAAAAGAAACUAGAUGAUAUUAUCUUUCAAGAUAUGAAGAAAGACAUGGAUCCAAGGUCACUCGAAACAUUUUCAGGAAUUGCCUAUCAAUGUUUGCAGGAAUAUCGUGAGCAUAGGCCAAAGAUGUCUCAUGUUGUUGAACAACUUGAAAUCGCGCUUAGGUUGCAGGAGAUUUCUGAAGAACCUUCGAUAGAGUAUCAAGAGAUCGACUAUAAAGAGCUAAUUAAGAGUGCGACAACCCCUGUGGUCUACACAUCCGAAGAGAAACUAAAGAUGAUUCUCUCCAAAGGAAUUUUAGUUAAUGGGGGCAAAACGCGUUUUUGGUUGAAUAAGAAUGGAGAACAUUGUGAAAUGAUAUCGGCAGCAGGAUGUUUAAUCCCUAUUAAACCUGCAUCUCCCAAAAAUUAUUGUCGAAGAAAAUCAAGAUUUAAUGUGGACUACUCUAUACCAUAUUGUUAUAAAUCCAAACUACAAGUCAGAACACAAUUUUUGUCGCCACAUAUCACAUAUACAGUAAAUCUUGUGUUCGAUUUUGACUACCCAAUUCACAACUAUCUUGGCAUCAAUUACAUAUUAGCUGGGGAGACAAAAUCAUCAACUGUGUACUUAGUAGAUGAAAGAAAAGAUGGAUGGUUGAUGGCUGAAUUGUAUCACUUUACUAUCGACAAGAGGAGAAUUGAUUUUGACAUAACGUUUGAAUGUGGAGCUCCAUUGGCAGUAGAAGGCAUUGAGUUUCUACCUGUGGAGAGAGUGGAGUAUCAAGUACUAGAGAAUGAGGAGGUCAAUAUGCAAACCAUGUCACUUACAGACAUAAAUUAUUGGAAACAAAAGUUUCCUAGUGAUUAUGAAGACAGAUACUGGGAACGAAAAUGGCCUAGUGAUUAUAAAGAAAUAAUCAACAGCUCCAAAUAUAUUAUGCGAUGGACAACAAUGAAGGAACUCUACUCUAUUUUUUGCAAAGGAUUCCCCAUUGAUGAUGGUGAAGAGUGGUUUUCUAUGACAAAAAGUGGGAAGAAACUUCAUAUGCUCUCACCAAGAUCGUCUUUGCAAAAAGGGGAGUGGAGAUGGCAGUCCUCACCCGAAUCAAGAUUUGGAGAAGUGGCUUAUGAUCCUCCUAGCAGCUUUUUGAUAAACUGCACGUCCAGAAUGAAGACCUCUUGGAGAACAUUUUCAGGUUACCUUGUUUACAAAAUACAAGAAAACCAUUCUGGUUUUGAGUCUCCAAUAGUCGUGAAUGAUUGGUAUUGUUCAUGCCCCAAAAAGAAAGGUCUUCCACAACAAAAGAAGGAUGGCUGGAUGGAAGUACAAUUAUGGGAAUCUACAUGGAAUUGUAGAUUGACGUUUUCUAAUGAUGCUUUUCUUAAGGGGCUCAUUGUGCAAGGCAUUGAGUUGGUGGCAGAAGAGGUGGUGGUGACAGAGGUGGUGAUGGUAUAA